AUGACGUUGAAUGCAGAAGAUCACAGGCCAUGGCUCAUCCACUGCAAGGUGCUGCCCGCCAACCACCGCGUCACCUGGGACUCGGCGCAGGUGUUCGACCUGGCGCAGACCCUCCGCGACGGGGUCCUACUGUGCCAGCUGCUCAACAACCUCCGGCCGCACGCCCUCAACCUCAAGGAGAUCAACCUGCGGCCGCAGAUGUCCCAGUUUCUCUGUCUGAAGAACAUAAGGACAUUUCUCACUGCCUGUUGCGAGACGUUUGGAAUGAGGAAAAGCGAGCUCUUUGAGGCAUUUGACCUGUUUGAUGUUCGUGACUUUGGAAAGGUUAUAGAAACCCUAUCUCGGCUUUCCCGAACUCCUAUAGCGUUGGCCACAGGAAUCAGGCCCUUCCCGACAGAAGAAAGCGUCGACGAUGAAGACAUCUACAAAGGCCUUCCUGACCUGAUAGACGAGACCCGUGCGGAAGAUGAGGAAGGCCUCUAUGACUGUGUGUACGGGGAGGACGAAGGCGGCGAAGUCUACGAGGACCUCAUGAAAGCGGAGGAAGCACAUCAACCCAAAUGUCCUGAAAAUGACAUAAGAAGUUGUUGCCUCACAGAAAUCAAACAGACAGAAGAAAAAUACACAGAAACCCUGGAGUCCAUCGAGAAAUAUUUCAUGGCACCACUAAAACGAUUCCUGACAGCCACAGAAUUCGACUCGGUAUUCAUCAACAUUCCUGAACUUGUGAAAAUUCAUCGGAAUCUAAUGCAAGAGAUUCAUGACUCCAUUGUAAAUAAAAAUGAUCAGAAUUUAUAUCAAGUUUUCAUUAACUACAAGGAAAGGUUGGUUAUUUAUGGUCAGUACUGCAGUGGAGUAGAGUCGGCCAUCUCUAGUUUGGACUAUAUUUCUAAGACCAGAGAAGAUGUCAAAUUAAAAUUAGAGGAAUGUUCCAAAAGAGCGAAUAAUGGGAAGUUCACUCUUCGAGAUUUGCUUGUGGUCCCCAUGCAACGCGUGCUGAAGUAUCACCUUCUUCUCCAGGAACUGGUUAAACAUACCACUGAUUCCACCGAGAAGGCAAAUCUGAAACUUGCUCUUGAUGCAAUGAAGGACCUGGCACAAUAUGUGAACGAAGUGAAAAGGGACAACGAGACCUUGCGUGAGAUUAAACAGUUUCAGCUAUCUAUAGAAAACCUGAACCAACCAGUUUUGCUUUUUGGAAGACCUCAGGGAGAUGGUGAAAUCCGCAUAACCACUCUGGACAAGCAUACGAAGCAGGACAGGCAUAUAUUCCUAUUUGACUUGGCAGUGAUCGUGUGUAAACGAAAAGGUGACAACUAUGAAAUGAAGGAGAUAAUAGAUCUUCAGCAGUACAAGAUAGCCAACAACCCUACCACUGAUAAGGAGACUAAAAAGUGGUCUUAUGGUUUCUACCUCAUCCAUAUCCAAGGACAAAAUGGCUUAGAAUUUUAUUGCAAAACAAAAGACUUGAAGAAAAAAUGGCUGGAACAGUUUGACAUGGCUCUAUCCAAUAUCAGGCCGGACCACGCAGACGCCAAUUCCCAUGACUUCAAAAUGCACACCUUCACUCGGGUCACAGCCUGCAAGGUCUGCCAGAUGCUGCUGAGAGGGACGUUUUACCAAGGCUAUUUAUGCUUCAAGUGUGGCGCGAGGGCACACAAAGAAUGUUUGGGAAGAGUCGACAAUUGUGGCAGACUUAAUUCCGGUGAACAAGGGACGCUCAAACCACCUGAGCUGUUUGGAGCUUUGGAGCUGUUGGAGCUUCGUAAACAUGAUAUUAAGAAGCUCACAUCACAGACACUGAUCUUGCGCCACAGUGGAACUGUUAGCACUGGGAGUCUGGGCCUGCCCAAGAUGCAGGUCAUUAGGAACUACACUGGGACGCCACCCCCUGCUCUCCAUGAAGGACCCCCACUGCACAUCCAGGCCGGGGACACGGUUGAACUUCUGAGAGGAGAUGCACACAGUCUGUUUUGGCAGGGUAGAAAUUUUGCAUCUGGAGAGGUUGGAUUUUUUCCAAGUGAUGCUGUCAGACCGUGCCCAUGUGUGCCCAAACCAGUAGAUUAUUCUUGCCAACCCUGGUAUGCUGGAGCAAUGGAAAGGUUACAGGCAGAGACUGAACUUAUUAAUAGGGUAAAUAGUACUUACCUUGUGAGGCACAGGACCAAAGAGUCAGGAGAAUAUGCAAUUAGCAUUAAGUAUAAUAAUGAAGCAAAGCACAUCAAGAUUUUAACAAGAGAUGGCUUUUUCCACAUUGCAGAAAAUAGAAAAUUUAAAAGUUUAAUGGAACUUGUGGAGUACUACAAGCAUCAUUCUCUUAAAGAAGGGUUCCGGAGCUUAGACACAACUCUACAAUUUCCAUACAAGGAGCCAGAACAUUCGGCUGGGCAGAGGGGUAAUAGAGCCAGCAAUAACUUGCUGAGCCCCAAAGUGCUGGGCAUCGCCGUUGCUCGGUACGACUUCUGCGCGAGGGACAUGCGAGAACUGUCCUUGUUGAAGGGCGAGGUGGUGAAGAUUUACACGAAGAUGAGUGCCAAUGGCUGGUGGCGAGGAGAAGUAAAUGGCAGGGUGGGCUGGUUUCCAUCCACGUACGUGGAAGAGGAUGAAUAAAUGCGAAUCCAGCGGUGGGAUAAACAGAGAAGGGAUAAACAGAAGACUGCAAGGCUCUCGGAAUUAACUGAAGUGUUUAAAAAGCGGCGUGUCUGGCACUUCAACACACUCCUCUCCCCCACCCCCUCCGGCCCCUCCUAAGUCUUAAUGCCAGGAUUUCUAAAGAUGCUGGUACUGACAGAUUAAUGGCUUGCCUGAAGCUGGGCAAGAAACAGCCCGCCAGUCUGUCAUUGUCAGGGACCAGGGCAAAGCCCAAAGCUGUUCUUCUCAAAAGAGCUCCGACGCAGACGCGCUGGUUCAUGUUUCUCUUUCCUCCAUCCGGUCAGACUCCAUGAAAGCCAGCCAUUAGUACAUGUUGAAUGCAUAUUUACUUUUCUUCCCCCGCGUCCCAUUCACCAGAAAUUGUCAUCGUAUGAAGAGCCGGAAGCUCAAUUUUUCAUUUCCCAGCAAGAAGAAAGCGAGGCCUCCGCCGUUUGGACUGCUUACUGGAAGGACGAGCCUUCCUUCCCUUACAGCGUCCGGCAAGGUGACUCAUUGCCUGGCAAGCACGUGCACCGCAGAUGCUCCUCGGGGUGAAACUAGCAGGGAGAUUGCCCAGGUUUGCUUCCUAGGAGAUCUACGGACGCCACGGGAGCUUUGAUUCUUCAUUUGAUUGCCUGGUUAUGUUUGCAAACUAUUUUUUUUUAAGGAAAAAGUACAGCAGAUAAAUUUUCAAUGUUCAUGAGGUGGUUUUGGAAAUGCCAUGCUUCAGCUUCUGAAGUAACCCUGCCCUGGGUGUUCUGGGUGGCAGCAUGGGCAGCACCCCUGAAGCAGUGCCCUUGCUUACAGAAACAGAUCAAGGGCAUCGGUGAGAGCCGGUCAUGGUAUAGGAACAGGAUCCACUAACACCUGCCUUUCCUCCCUUAAAGAAGCUUUGGGCCAGAUGUGCCCACUCCCAAUUCCCCUUGAAUCUCCAGGGUGGCCCGGAUGGCUUUGUUGAGGAGGCUCCAAGACAAGCACAGGUGUGUCCUUUAUGCAUUUCUGGGAACGCAGAGGGACGCUGGGCUUUUCAGGUGUGGUUCACUGUGGGCUCCCAGCUUCUCUAGGAAGGCUUCCCUCUGGAGACCCCCCACGGGGCUCUAGUGACUGGUGGGAGGAUGCGCUUUGCCCCCCGUGUAUUUACAAAGCCUUCCCUGUUUGAUGGGAGGAGUCUAACUAGGCUCCGCCUGGGAUGCGCCCAGGCCCCAGCCAGGGCAGCUAGGACACUAACAUGGCCCUUUACUGAUUAGAUCCUUUCUCCAAAGCAGAAGCCAAGUUUGAAAGGUUAUGCAGUGUUUCUGGUUUAAAAGAAAGAGGAAGAAAGAAAGAAAUUAGAAGUGUCAGCAUAACAGGGCCAGGCUAGGAACAUUCGGUUCUGAAAUUUUAGAUCACCCCUGCAAUGGGGUGUGGGGUAGGUAUGACUGCCCACUCCCCAUCCACUUUGUUGUCAGAACCUGAGGUUUGGGCAGUGGGUCCCAUGAGCAGAGACCCACAUGGGAUAGGACUUCUCAUCUAGGAUAGCGUCAGGGCGUUUACCUCGGAAUCAUCCAACUGUGAUUGUGUUUUAGAAAAACGACUGUUUGCUGAAACCCGUUAGUGUUGUAUAUGUGUAAAUGAUCUCCAGUGUGUGUUUAAGCCGAUGUCUGUACAGUAAGUUCUACCCUGGGAGAAUGGUCUUAGAAUGCAUAUCCUUUCUUAUCAAGUCUUAUUGGUGACCCUGUAUCGGGGGAAUGUUCUGUCUGUGACUGUCAGCCAAAUGUUGUUUUGGGGAGAAGCAGCUUCACCCAAGUGAUGUGUGGACAGCAUUGUAGCUUGUGUUGUUUGGUUUAGCAAAUCGACUCCCACCCUUCAACAUGGCAUCUGGUCUUCCUGUUGCAUUUCAUGGACCAGGAGUGUCUCCUAGCAGAGGAUAUUGGCACCCCCUUUUUGACAUACAGCUCUUUGUCUUUAAUAUUUUGUAUUGGAAACUUUAAAUGCUGCGAAUUUAUGUAGAUUUCUAAUACCAAAGACAGAAGUACAUGUUUUUCCAGAUACUUUGUCUUGCCUGUAUGCAGCCCUGUGUAAUAUGGUGACUCGUAGUGGUGUUUCACUUUGUAACAUUUUGUAAAUAUGUCAAUACAAUAAAUAGUGACUACUUGCAUUAAA
This is a messenger RNA of Echinops telfairi (small Madagascar hedgehog), 4773 nucleotides long. RefSeq names its product vav guanine nucleotide exchange factor 3 (gene VAV3). Gene Ontology annotation, biological process: regulation of GTPase activity; cell migration; intracellular signal transduction. The record is from RefSeq and is a predicted model, not a curated record. Gene Ontology annotation, molecular function: guanyl-nucleotide exchange factor activity; protein binding. Bases 1 to 2610 code for a protein of 869 amino acids. Gene Ontology annotation, cellular component: cytoplasm; plasma membrane. NCBI's taxonomy places the organism in Eukaryota, Metazoa, Chordata, Mammalia, Afrosoricida, Tenrecidae. The transcript is spliced from 28 exons.